This is a messenger RNA of Physella acuta, 2733 nucleotides long. Its product is annotated as transcriptional adapter 3-A. Gene Ontology annotation, molecular function: transcription coactivator activity. NCBI's taxonomy places the organism in Eukaryota, Metazoa, Mollusca, Gastropoda, Physidae. Gene Ontology annotation, biological process: regulation of transcription by RNA polymerase II. Gene Ontology annotation, cellular component: SAGA complex. The record is from RefSeq and is a predicted model, not a curated record.
UAAACUUCCGAUUAGAAAGAAUCGUAAAUGGGAUAAGGAAAGAGUUGUUUGAGUAAAACCACUGGUAUUACUACAUUGGAUUUGUAGCUAUCUGAAUGCUGCGCUUCUCCUUUUUGCGAGACCAUGAAAGGUAAAGGAAAAGCGCCACAAGAGAAGGAGAAAGACAGGGAUAUAAAAGACUGUCCUCUGCAAUUCCCUGAUCUGUCUACUGUCGACCAUAUCAAAGAAUGUCAGAAAUAUGCACAAGUUGUUUCUAGAGAUGAGAAUGGCCACAUCAGCCUAGAAGAACUAGACCAAAUUCAAGCUGACAUUGAAAUUUUGUUGGCAUCUGUAGGGAAAAGGUUAAAACAAUUGGGCUCUGAAAAUAACAUCUUAGCUACCUGGCCUGACAAAAAAGAUGGCAAAAGAUCAACAGGAAAAGGGUCAGAAACACCUAGCCGUUCAUCAACUCCUACAAAAAGAAAAGGCACUCCAACUGAUGAAAGAGAAAGACAGUCCAGCAAAAAAUUUAAGGAUUCCAGCGGGCGACCCUCACAACCAUCAACACCGAAUUCUGGGUCAAGAACCAAAGGAAAAAAUUCACAGUCUAAGGGUCAGUCAGAGGAUCCAACAGGUUCUGAUGGACCUUCUGCAUCUGAGACACCCAAGGUUCCAAAGAAUGAUGCAGUCAAUAGGUUUUGGGCAUCAGUGGAGCCCUACUGUGCUCCAAUCACUACAGAUGAUCUACGUGUCAUUGAAGAGAUGUUAAAAGCCCAUGAAGAGGAAUCUGAAUACAUGAAAAUCCCACCAUUGGGAAUACACUACACCCAGAGAUGGGCAGAGGAAGAUCUUUUGGAGGAGCAGAAUGAUGGAUCAAGGAUAAGUGAAAAGAAGAAGCCUGCUGUUCAGCCCAGUAAUGGAGUUACUGCUACAACAAAUACAGAGACCACUGCUAUGCUUAAAAAGGCUGAGUUUAAAAAGAAUGACUAUUUUAUGGAUGACUCCCCCUUUGGGCCCCUGACUCAGAGGUUAGUGUCUGCUCUUAUUGAGGACAACUUAAUGACUCCAAUGGAUGAUUCAAUGGCAGACACGGCUGAAUGUGCAGAUGAAGCCCCAGCCAUUUCACCACGCAUGCUUGCUAAGCAGCUCAACAUUGGAAACCCUGCAACACUGGAAAGAAGAAUCCGCAAAGAGUUGGAAGAGCAGGGAAUUUUAGAAAAGGAAGAAGAAGAAGAGGAUGAUCCAAAUGAUGAAGUUUUAGCAGAACUAAGAAAGAAGCAGCAAGAACUCAGGGCAAUCAGUCAACAAAAUGUAAAUAUAUUAAAGAGCUUGUAUCGUCAGGGACAGGAAGAUAUGGCUCGACAAGAUCUUAGAAAGAAAUUACAGGCAGCAGAUUCUGAGGUGAUGGAAGCUUAUAGGAAAAUACAGGUUGCCAAACAAAAGAAAAAGUCUCCCACAAAGAAAGAAAAAGAAGCCAUCAGUAAGGCACUAAAGGACCGGGAGGCAAUAAUUAAAGCUUUAGAACUGUAAGGUUGUGUUAACACAGAAGACAAAAUCUUUAAAUGGCAUCAUAGCAGCUUGGUACAGAAAAGGGCUACUUUCAACUGGAUACCACAGUGUUAUCCAUUAAACCGUGUGCUCAUUUCUGCAAGCUGAGCUUAUGAUGAAACAGCCAAUGUGUUUUUUGAACAAUUCAGGCAGCUGAUUGAAGACAAUACUUUUUACUAAAUUACAAGUGAUUUAAUGUACUGCUACAUUAUGGUGAUAUCAAGACCAUAAAUUGAGGUCUUAUACUGUUCCAUCAAACUUGUUUCUAAGCUGCCACAAACUAAACUAACAUAAUAGAUUCAUUGUGAAUAUGACAUUGAUAGUUCUUUCCUUCAAACGCAAUUCAUUUGUCAUAAAUUUUCACUACUGUAAAUAAGUCAUUUUUUAAAAUACAUUUUCGAGUUUUUUAACUUAUUUUUUACUGACUGGUCAAGAAUAUAUUUUUUACACUUAAAUACAUAAAGGCCCUACCAGUUUUAAUUUAUUGUGAAGAAUUUGUUUAGUUUAGCCAAAGAGUAUCUUUUGUUUAAUAUGGGUGAACAUUUUAACAUUGUAACUGUAAUCUGAUAGUAAGAAUUGUGUAUAACUGUCAGUCUAGCUUCUGAUUGUGUUAAAUAAAAAGAAAAAAAUGUCUGAAUAGAUUGCCUGGAGGAGUGCUACAAUAUCUGUUUGCUACAUUUCCAUUUAUUUAAUGUAAAUAUAUUGGGAGUACUUGUGAUCGGUACUGAUAGGAUUGUGCGUUUGGUUAGAAUGUUGUAAUUUAUUAGAUUAAAUUAAUAGUGGCAUUCGGUGUUGUUUAUCCUCUGUUUAGUAUAAAAUUGCUUAGCUAGAGUUUAACAGAAUCUAUUUGAAUCUACAGUGACGUAGCAGGAAUUUGUUGUGAGAGGGGUGUUAAUAAAAUUAUAUUUCAAAAUAUAUGACAUGAAACAAUUUUACAUUUUUUAAAAUAUAUAUAUUUAUUUGAUAUAAACUUUUUUUUUUAAAUGAUUGUAAAAUUGUUUCAUGCCAUAGGAUAAUUUAAAAUGGUCAACAUAAAGACACUGAGAAUCGCUGUGAGACUUCUCAUUUUUGGGGGUGGGGAUUCAAACAUGCCCCUGUCUACACCACUGGUGAUCUGGCAGAUCUUUAAGAAUUGCUGAGAUAUGUGACAUUUGUUAAAUUAAUUUUUCAUUUGCUUGUAAAAAAUAAAUUGUUUUAUAAUCAUUA